AUGGCGUCUAGGUUUUUGAUUUCGUGCGCCUCUUCUCUCUUCUUCUUACUCGCCGUCUCAAGUGCUCCGACGAAUGAGGGGAAACUUUUCGACGUCAGAAGCUACGGUGCUCACGCAGACGGCAGAACAAAUAACGAGUUUGCGUUUACAAAGGCGUGGAAGGAAGCUUGUCAAUGGAGUGGAGGAAGAUCAACGGUCUACAUUCCUCCCGGAAUAUUCUAUCUCCGUCAAGUAACGUUCACUGGCCCUUGCAAAAACCCUAUCACUUUCCUAAUCGAAGGAACUUUAAUGGCUCCUCGAAAUCCCAACGCCUUCAAAGAGGAUCAAUGGAUCCUUUUCAAGUACGUCGAUUACCUCACCGUCACGGGUGGAGGAUUACUUGACGGUCAAGGAUCUUACUCUUGGCCUCUCAACAACUGUAACAAAAACCCUAACUGUCGUACUAUGGCUAUAAACAUUGCGUUUGCGUUCGUUAAACACUCGAAGAUCAACGGUCUACGAUCGAUCAACAGCAAAAUGGGACACUUGAACUUCUUCGCAGUCGAGGAUUUCAACGUUACCGGCGUCACCGUCACCGCUCCCGGAGAUAGCCCAAACACCGACGGGAUCAAGAUCGGUAGAUCUAAGGAUAUGCAUAUUACCAACGUCACAAUCGGAACAGGUGACGAUUGCAUCGCAAUCCUUGACGGAACUUCCAAUUUGGUUAUCUCUGAUGUCAGUCCUGGAAACUAUGCUUCUCAUGUUCAGAUCAAAGACGUCAAGUACCACAAAAUUUGGGGAACUUCGACGAGCAGAGAGGCUUUGAAGAUGCAAUGUAGUAAAUCGUUUCCUUGUCAAGGCAUUGUGCUCUCAGAUAUCAACCUAAGCUACAGUGGAAGAGACGGUUUAGUCACGGCUUUGUGUGAGAACGUUGGUGGUUCGGUUUUUGGCAAGAAUGUGCCUGAUAAUUGCCGGAUUUGUGAUGAUCUUCUUAAUUAG
This is a messenger RNA of Microthlaspi erraticum, 978 nucleotides long. The record is from the annotation of a GenBank genome assembly. NCBI's taxonomy places the organism in Eukaryota, Viridiplantae, Streptophyta, Magnoliopsida, Brassicales, Brassicaceae.